Molecule: messenger RNA, 1443 nt
Organism: Centruroides sculpturatus (bark scorpion)
Lineage: Eukaryota; Metazoa; Arthropoda; Arachnida; Scorpiones; Buthidae
Exons: 4
Source: RefSeq, a predicted model, not a curated record
CUCACAACGGUGUUUAACCACUUCCGAACAUUGAAAGAAGGGUGAAAAAUGAAGUGCUUGGCAAUUUUGCUGUUAUUCGGAGCAGCCUACGCUUCAAUUCAAGCAGUGUACGACGAACCAAGCUACGGCAAUUAUGAACAACAAGGUGGAUACGAACCAUACGGAGGCGGGCAAUAUCAAGACCUGAGUCAAGUUCUCAGACAAGUGAGAGAUGCAGUUCAGUAUGCUAGAGAAUACAGCGAAGGAAAACUGCAGGAGAGUCAACAGUACCUUGUCGGCUCUGGGCAGACCGAAGGAGAGUAUGACCAACGUGUUCAGCAGUUAAUUCAGCAAGUAAAAUCGCAAGCCAGCCAAUUGACAGAACAAGUUUACCAAUACUUGGAAUACUCGCUGCAGCGAUAUGGCCAGUACUCUCAAUAUCCGGGACACGAAGGCUAUCAUCAGUACUCUGGCAGUCAGCACUAUGAUUAUUCCGAAUACGAAUAUUAUCCCGUUGGCGGUCAGUACUCUGGAUAUUCCGAAUACGAAUAUUAUCCCUCUGGCGGCCAGUACGAAGGACAAUACGGAUAUCAAGCUCGAAGAUUUCUACGCCAAGUCAGAAAUGUUCUCCAGAGAACACAAUAUUACACGGAGAGAAAACUAGAACAAGCACAGCAAACGCUUUCGCAGUACGCGCAAUCUGGACAGCAGCCAAGUCAGCAGGAACAGCAGCUAAUCCAGGAAGUAAAAUCAGAAGCGUACUCUUUGCAGCAACAGGUUUAUAAAUAUUUGCAGUAUCCCCAGGAAGAGGGAAAUUACGAAGGAUCCCAGCAGGUUGCACGAAUUCUCUACCAGGUACAAUACAUUCUGCAGGCCGCACAAUACUACUCACAGAGACAGCUGGGUAGAGCCCAGUAUAUCUUGAGCCAGUACGAACAGUCGGAUUACGAACCGAGUCAGCAGGCUCGGCAAUUGCUGCAGGAAGUACAGGAACAGGCCAGCUAUCUGAGGGAGCAGAUCUAUCAAGGUACUCAAUACUUCUUACAGAAUUCCGGCGACGAAGAUUAUUCGCACCAGCAGUAUGGCCAGUACUACGGUUAUCAGCAAUAUUCUCAUUACGGAAGACAGUUGUAUGAUUACGGAUAUGAAGCAAACCGCUACUAUGAGAGCUAUCAGGGUCAACAGUACGACAGCCACUUGACUAGAGUACUUUCUCAAGUCAGAUACGUUCUGCACAGCGCACAACAGCGUUCGCAGCAGAGACUGCAACAGGCCCAAGAACUGUAUGCAGAACAGCAGCAGCCAGGAAACCAAGUACAACGUUUAGCGCAGCAGCUCAGAUAUCAGGCCAGUUACGUGCAGCAGCAAGUUUACGAAUACACGCAGUACUAUCAAGGCUACGGAGGAUACGAAUCCACAGGCUACUCCGGCUUCAGAAGCCAACUUGAACAACUUCGGGAAAUG